GGAAGUAGAGAGGAGACAUUGUUGAAACUGGCAGCAGAGGAGAUGAACUCAGGAAUUCUCCAGGAAUGUUUUACAGACCAAUGGAGCCCUCUAAUCCUGAGGAAACUUCUGAUAAAUCCCAUACUAUGACUUCAGAUGUCCAUCUAAGAUCAAUGGAUCCUCCUAAACUUGAGGAAUCUUCUGAUAAAUCCCAUACUAUGACAUCAGAUGUCCAUCUAAGAUCAAUGGAUCCUCCUAAACUUGAGGAAUCUUCUGAUAAAUCCCAUUCUAUGACAUCAGAUGUCCAUCUAAGAUCAAUGGAUCCUCUUAAACUUGAGGGAUCUUCUAAACAAUCCCAGACUAUGACUUCAGAUGUCCAUCUAAGAUCAAUGGAUCCUUCUAAUCCCGAGGAACCUUCUCAUAAAUCCCAUACUAUGACAACAGAUGCCCAUCUAAGAUCAAUGGAUCCUUCUAAUCCUGAGGAACCUUCUGAUAAAUCCCAUACUAUGACUUCAGAUGACCAUCUAAGAUCAAUGGAUCCUCCUAAACUUGAGGAAUCUUCUGAUGAAUCCCACACUAUGACAUCAGAUGUCCAUCUAAGAUCAAUGGAUCCUCUUAAACUUGAGGGAUCUUCUGAUCAAUCCCAUACUAUGAUUUCAGAUGUCCAUCUACCCCAUACUAUGACUUCAGAUGUCCAUCUAAGAUCAAUUGGUCCUUCUAAUCCUGAGGAAUCUUCUCAUAAAUCCCAUACUAUGACUUGGGCUAUCCCAUUGAGAUCUCACAGUACGGACAGAUCAGCAGAUCAUUCUAAUCCCAAGGAAUCUUUGUUAAGCUGUGAAGGAAGCGAGAGUUCCAUGUCAUGUUUGGGGUGCGGGAAAUCCUUUACAAUGAAAUCUGAACUUCUUCUACACCUCAGAUCUCACACCAGUGUGACCUACACUUGUUCAGAGUGCGGGAAAUCCUUCAACGAAAAAAGCGAAUCUCUGACACAUCAGAAAAUCCACAAUCCUUAUUCGUGUUCAGAGUGUGGGAAAUCUUUCGCUCUGAAAGGAGAUUUUAACAAACAUCAGAGAGUUCACACGGGCGAGCGUCCUUUUUCUUGCUCAGAGUGCGGGAAAGGUUUCACUCAAAAACCGCACCUUCUUACGCACCAGAGAAUUCACACCGGGGAACGUCCUUUUGCAUGUUCGGAGUGCGGGAAAUCUUUCACAUUGAAAGGAAGCCUUCUUAUACACCAAAGAAUUCACACGGGGGAGCGCCCUUAUUCGUGUUCGGUGUGCGGGAAAGCUUUCGCUGUGAAAGGAGACCUUGUUAAACACCAGAGAGUUCACACGGGUGAGUGUCCUUAUUCGUGUUCAGAGUGCGGGAAGUGUUUCACGUGGAGAAGAGACCUUCUUAAACACCAGAGAAGUCACACGGGUGAAUGCCCCUACUCGUGUUUAGAGUGCGGGAAAUGUUUCACUGAGAAGGGAAAACUUAGUAGGCACCAGAGUAGUCACACAGAAGAACGUCCUUAUUCAUGUUUAGAGUGCGGGAAAUGUUUCAGAUUUAAAGGAAAUCUAAAAAAACAUCAGAGAACACACCUACGUUGAUUAUCUCGACAAAUGUAUUUAUUAGGUUGAAAUUGGAUUGAACAACUUUCUAAUUAAAACCUAAAUUUAAUCACUUCAGCCCUGGAAGGUUUUACCCCCCCUUAAUGACCAGGCCAUUUUUUGCGAUUCAGAACUGC
Rana temporaria (common frog) is the source of this 1708-nucleotide messenger RNA. RefSeq names its product zinc finger protein 286A-like. The coding region runs from base 66 to 1571 and encodes 501 amino acids. Gene Ontology annotation, biological process: regulation of transcription by RNA polymerase II. Lineage: Eukaryota; Metazoa; Chordata; Amphibia; Anura; Ranidae. Gene Ontology annotation, molecular function: RNA polymerase II cis-regulatory region sequence-specific DNA binding; DNA-binding transcription factor activity. The transcript has 2 exons. The record is from RefSeq and is a predicted model, not a curated record.